This is a messenger RNA of Linderina pennispora, 2222 nucleotides long. RefSeq lists its product as uncharacterized. Gene Ontology annotation, biological process: transcription-dependent tethering of RNA polymerase II gene DNA at nuclear periphery; protein import into nucleus; poly(A)+ mRNA export from nucleus. Gene Ontology annotation, cellular component: nuclear pore outer ring. The record is from RefSeq and is a predicted model, not a curated record. Lineage: Eukaryota; Fungi; Kickxellomycota; Kickxellomycetes; Kickxellales; Kickxellaceae. The transcript has 7 exons. Gene Ontology annotation, molecular function: structural constituent of nuclear pore. The coding region runs from base 52 to 2115 and encodes 687 amino acids.
CAGGUGUCGCAGUCAAUCAUCGACAGCAGCUCUCACUUUAUCGCAGACAGAAUGGACUUGGGCGCGCACCUGAGGGAGCGCUACCGCUUUGCUCACUCUGUGAUGAAGCUCUCGGACAAGCUUUCUAGGACUGCGCGCGUCCAGUUGUGCGCUAAUGCAGAGAAGCUGGGAGCGGCCCUUUCCCUGUGGGGGUACCAAAGCGAGGUUUGGUCUAACCAGGACAGUCCGUCCUCCGAGCUGCUGACCAAGGUGGCCUCGCACUUCCUGGAUGGUCUCGGACUGCAAAGCAAGGAUCCAGUCCGCCUGUUCUUUAAGCACCAUGUUGCGUCAAUGGGUGGGCUUUUGGCUACUAUGCAUCGCAUGCUAGCCUCCAUGCGCCGCGCCCUAGAGAAAAGCGCACGUGGCAUCAUCGACAGUCAGCAUGUGGCAUACGAAGGCAACCGCAUCUUGAUCUGUAUUCUGCAGUCUGCGUACAACUACCGCUUCCGCAACGCCGAGCUAUAUGGGCUAGCUGACGAGUCGGAGGAAUCUGGCUCCUGCGAGCGGUGGACCGACACCAUUCUUACCAUUGACAUGUUAGCUGCACGACUGUGCCGCGACAUCUCUGGCCAGCACAGCGCACUGUUCUACAACCGGAUCAAGGAAACAGUGCUUCCAGGCGAUGAGGACGCAGAUGGCAACGCAACCGGCACCAGCGUACUGGAUGAUGCCGUCUCCGUUAGCCUUGCCAAUCUUCCGGACAUGAGCGAAGCAGAUGCACACAAGCCGCUGGCAAACGACGAUCCGUUCACAUCGCCGCUGGCGCUGCUCCACGAGGCCAUUAAUCAGAUCGGUAUGAUGGCUAACUUGUGCCUCCGCGUUUUUGUUGAUCGGCUGAAUCUGCUGCAGGCGACCAGUCCAAACGAGGUGCACGACCUGACUCGGCGGUACGAGGGUGUGCGGUCGCGCAUCCUGCUCCUCCUUGUUCCUCUCGGCCGAGCGUCCACUGCAUUCCGGUUGGCCGAGGAAUACCAGGAUCUGCGGGUCCUGGCUGUCCUGACAUUCACUACCGACACGCAGCGUGCUGCGGAGCGUGUGCGCGUAUAUGUGGGCAUGUUCGGCAAAGAGUUUGCUGGGGCAUUAUUCGAGUACUACGAGCGCCGCGGGGCAUGGGCAAGCCUGCUCAACACGCGCGACGAGUCGUUCGACGCAUGGCUCAAGGAGUACAUUGACGCGCAUCAGCACGGCGUAAUGCCAUUGAUCAGCUGGAUCCACGAUGUCAAGAUGGCCGACUUCGGGAGAGCGGCAGAGAGACUGAUCCGCGCUGGCCGCGAUGCACAGGAGGUCGCUCAGGCACGCACGAUGCUGAGCCUCAGCAAGCUGGCCUUCUUUACCGACGAGAGCCAGGUCUUGAACUGCUUUACCUCUCUGGUCCGUGCCCACACCGAGCUGGCUGAUGACGGCAAAGGAGCUGAGAGUGCUGCAGUGCUGUCAACCACAGCUGAUCCUGCGCCAGCAAUUGCCGGCGCUUUUGUGUAUCGUUCGUGGGACGGCAAGAUGCUGGCUGUUGAGGACUUGAUUGAUGUGCUGACGUUGCCAGACAAUGUGCCGAAUACGUCUGGUGCCGAUAGCAGCGCAUUGGACGAGCACACGAGCGGAUUGGACGAGCGCAGCAGCUUGGCUUUGGACGUGCUCAGCCGAGCCAGCUUCAGCCUGCCCGACCAGGCCUACAAGUCGGCGUUGCGGACAAUCUGGCGCCGUGCCUUCACCAGGGACGACUGGCCAGCGAUCCACGCCAAGCUGCAGGGCGGCCAGGUGCCUGGCAGCGUGCUGCGCGACGUGCUGACCAACACAUACCUCUACCGCAUGCUUGAUGAGGUCUUUGCCGAAGGCUAUGUAAACUAUAUGGCUACGGUGCGUCUGGCCCCGCAGUUCGUCGCCGAGAACGCCAGGAGGCUCGGCCACCCGGUGCCCGUGGCCCCCACCACUCUGCGGACAGCAAUCGACAGUAGCCUGGAUGCAUAUUACUCGGAGGUCAUGCGUAUGGUGGUUGAUGAUGCCGUCCCGGAGCGCCAGCAGGAGCUCCAGCUGCUGCUACAGCAUAUCAUGCCCGCGAAAUGGGCAUUCGGCGACUGAUCUGCCACGAGGACGAUGACCGGAUGGAAGUCGAGGACGCGGCCAACUAGGCACCUUCAGGCUGGGAUUUUUUUUCUAAAACAUUCACUCCUAUUUGGCAAUGCAAU